CGCGCACGUUGGAGAGAGAGAAAGACAGAAACAAGAGUGGCCACCGCGCGGAGAAAGAGAGAGGCGAGCCGGGCAACGAACAUGGCCAGAAACACGUCGCGUCGGGUUGAGAUUGUAGAGUCUGAUCGUUACGCGCGUCCCAAACUCUCCUCCAGAACCUUUCUCGGGGCCAUGGCGCGGGGCUUGAAGGCGCACGACACGCUCCAGACCCCCGCCGACGAGUGAGCGAGCUGGGGCAUCUACCUGCGAGGCUGUGGACAAAAUGAGGGUCAUUUUUAUCCAGAAUGCCGGGUUUGUCGCAGCGUUUUCGCCUUCCUCUCCUAGAUACGAGUCGGUGGUUUGGUCGGUAGUGAAUUUGGCAAGAUCACAUCCGCGCAUCGAGGGGUGAGAUCAGACCAAAUUCAUUUUUAUGCGUUUUUUAAAUUUUUUUUUCAUUAUAGACAAUAUUUCAGCCUUGAGUUAUGAGUGGCUGCGGAUUUCGACACUGAGGGCCUAUUUUAUGCCAGUAACGACACUAGAUUUUUACAUAUAGCCAAUAUUUCAGGCUAUUAUGAUGCAUAUGCACAGAGGACUGAUUAUUUCGCGAGUAUUACAUGAUUAGGCUGGAAGAGUAUCGCAGUUUAUCACACUGAUCAAUGACAAAUGAUCGAGACAGUCUGCAAUCUGCGCAAUUCCAUAUAAUAAGAGGUUAUGAUAAGAAAACGACGCUAUUCUUUGUAAUUUAUUUAUUUAUUACCGCUAUUAUUACGACUAGUUUAUAAGUGUUAGGCUGUAUUAUCAUUUAGUAGAGAUAUUUAACUUUGGGAAAGGUUGUUAUAAUCCCUUUGGAGAUGGAGACCGCGUAUUUCUCGCCGCACCGGAGGCCAUCGCGCUCCGAGUCCCUCAAGGCGCACGCGUCUCUGGGCAGGCUGUCCCGGGUCGAGCGCUCCCCUCCUCCUCCUCCUCCACCUCCUCCACCUCCUCCUAAUCCACCGGUACCGGCCUGCAGCUCACCCGAGGACACGCCGGGGGCAGCGGGAACGAGCGAGGCGCGGAGGAACUCAGGCGUGAAGAAGCACCACCACAAGCACAACCUGAAACACCGCUACGAGCUGCUGGAGACGCUGGGCAGAGGCACCUACGGCAAGGUCAAGAAGGCCAUAGAGCGGCAUUCAGGCAGAGUGGUGGCCAUCAAGUCGAUUCGAAAGGACAAGAUCAAAGAUGAGCAGGACAUGGUUCACAUUCGUAGAGAGAUCGAAAUUAUGUCAUCGCUUCGUCACCCCCACAUCAUCUCUAUAUAUGAAGUGUUUGAAAACAAGGAUAAGAUUGUGAUUGUGAUGGAGUACGCGAGUAAAGGCGAGCUGUACGACUACAUCAGCGAGCGCCGCCGUCUGAGCGAGAGGGAAACAAGACACUUCUUCAGGCAAAUCGUCUCUGCUGUGCACCACUGCCACAAGAAUGGAGUGGUGCACAGAGAUCUGAAACUGGAAAAUGUGCUACUGGAUGAAAACUGUAAUAUCAAGAUUGCUGACUUUGGGCUGUCCAACCUCUACCAUAAAGACAAGUUGCUGCAGACAUUUUGUGGCAGCCCGCUCUACGCCUCACCUGAGAUUGUGAAUGGAAGACCAUAUCGAGGUCCAGAGGUGGACAGCUGGGCUCUGGGGGUGCUGCUGUACACUCUGGUCUAUGGGACGAUGCCUUUUGAUGGAGGAGACCACAAGAACCUCAUACGCCAGAUCAGCAACGGAGAGUACAAGGAGCCCACCCAGUCCUCAGAUGCCCGAGGGUUGAUUCGCUGGAUGCUGAUGGUGAACCCUGAGCGGAGGGCCACAGUGGAGGACAUAGCCAACCACUGGUGGGUCAACUGGGGCUGGAAGAACAGUGUCUGCGACUGUGACACCCAACGCGAUCACGGAGGCUCACCCAUGCUCGCCCGCUUCAUCGACUGGCAAAACCGCACUGAACCCAGGGGUACCGCCGCCAAACCCGCCCCCGCUAUACCCCUACGCCAACGCCCCAAAAAAUCCAAGAAGGAGAAUGUAGAAACGGGACAGUCCCACGGUGGAGCAGAGGAUAAACCAGGUCUUAAAAGGCCAAAGGGUAUCCUGAAGACAAGGGUGACCGAAGAGCAGCAAAGUGUAAAUUUAGAUGACGUCGAUUUGGGUCAGACCGCACUGCCACAGCAAGCUGAAGGAGGGGACGAAGUUUCAAGUCCAGACAAAGAUGACGAGGAACCAACACUAGGAGGGGGCUCGCCUGCCAAAAUGGUGCCCUCAAUGCCAAAAAAGGGCAUUUUGAAGAACAACCAACAACGGGAAUCAGGGUACUACUCAUCUCCAGAGCGCAGCGAGUCCUCAGAGCUGCUAGGGGGCGCCAGUAUGUCCGUAAUGGCAACAUCUCCGCCCAAAAGAGCAAUGGGAAGGAAGGGGAUCUUGAAGCGAAACGGGAAGUAUUCAACGUAUAGCGGGUUACCAUCUGGGGCAGCUGCGGUGGUUAGCGCUUUAGCCGAUCAAGCUAGCUCAGCUGAUGCAGGAUUGUCGCGAAGCCAGAGUCGACCCUCCAGUAUCGUAGGCGAGGAUAGCUCAGUCCUCUCCCUGUCUCCCACCUCUCUUAGCGGGGCAGAGUGGCAUUCGUCGACCCCUCACUGCCAUCCCAACAUCAGAGCGUGCGUAUCGGCCGAGAAUCUCCUCCAACUCGCCAAUUUUAAGGGUUUCCAGGCCGCCCCACCGCUACAAGGUCCCAAAAUCAGCCGAAGUGCCAAGACCAAAGGCUCGCCAGGGGACAACGGCAGCUUCUCUUUGCUGGGAGACCUGGAGGAUAUGACUCAGGUUUAUCAGCAAGCCCUAGACAUCAGCAACAACCUCACAUAGAAACAUUAUAAAGACUGGGUGGCAGAGAUAUAGAUAGAAUUAUGAUGGGCUUAUGUGUGUUAACUAAGUGAAUGGCAUGAACGACCAGUGCGUUACUGGGAUACACCUAUUUUGGGAAGCUUUCCAAAUUUGGAUAAAGAGGAAAAAUGCAACUUGUUUACGUACUGAUUUCUUGCCAUAAGAAAAUGUACUUAACCACACACACAUAACAUUUUCUGAUAUUCCUAAUUACCCAACAAGAUAGUGAUGGCUUAAUUUAGGCAUUUAUGCAAGUGGCUAAAACACAGAGGGAUCAAAUCAACCAAACUUAGAAUUUUUAACAGUUGUGGUUUAUCCCAACAUUUAGCUUGCGGUCUUAUGCUACCAAAACAGUAGAGGCACUAGCAAAGUUGCAAUGUUUUUGUGGAAUUUCAACAUUUUUGACCAGUCAACAGCUCAUCAAAUUCAAAAAUAAUUAGGUUCACUCUAGGGAUUGAUACAAGUUGCAUUGUUCCUCUUUAAUCCAUUGAUAGGAAACGAUAUGGAAACACACAUUUGAACAAAGCAGAUUUUUAGGAUUUUGUGAAAGCGAGUGGAGACACUUUCUCGUCCUCGGCCCACCCAUAGACUUUGCUGUUUUCGCCAUGUUUACAUUUUCUGCAAGAAGGCAAGUUUAGAUCCACAAACUUAGCAACUCAUAGUGCGCCACCCGAAAUCUUGAGUUUACAAAAGCACCUUAAAAAACUCACUAAGAGCACACACACACAACGCUUCUGUGAUCUUUACUUCAACAAAAACCAGGGUCUUGUUCCAAAAAUAUCUGAGUUUUGCUGAUUAUUUAUUAUUAAAAUUUUGUAGCUUUUAAUUGUUUAGGUUAAGUGCUAAACUGGUGGGCGGCUGGCUUUUAGGCUACUGGAAGCUGGAAUUGACAUAUAUAAUAACUUUUCUCUAUAUAUUCUCAUUGUAACUAUAAGUAAGUCUGCAGAUGUAACAUGCAGAUAUAUUAGUAUCAUUAUAAAAGUGUAGUCCUAUGUAAAAUAUAAGGGGAUAUAUAGGAAGUGCCUUUUUAUUCAUACAAAUUAAAUUAUGUAUGUCAUUUCCAAGCUGAAGCCAAUAUGCCCCCAGUGAUGUUGAUUAUGUUUUAUGAAUGUGGAAGCUAACCCAGGACCUUUUAGCACAACGGCUAACGAUAGCUUUACAUGUCUGGGGUCAAAGUUCAAACAGUCUCUCUUUGGUUCUCAUCAGGUUUUCUGCUAUAAUGGAGUUUGUCAUUUUAAGGUUACUCGGUGUGAAUGCGUUUUCGAGUGGGGUAGCCUUGUAGACACACUCUCAUAGUCCUGGAAUGCGGCUGGCGUUUAACCUUGGUCAAUUCCAAGGCAAUACCCGAUAACAAAAACGCCAUAAACAUUGCAUUAUCAUUUUAUUUGUGCCAAAGAUAUGUUGUGUCUAAUAAGUUAAUGUUUGACCCUUCGCUGAAGCCAAAAUGCAUGCUUUAGUCGGGCUGUUGUUAGUUCAAAUGUUUUUUAAAAAAUGGUAUCGGUUACAUAAGCAGUUUGUCAUGUUCGUUUCAGUUUUGCAAUGAAUGAACUAUAUAUCUAUAAGAUAUAAGCAACAUCAGCUUUGAAACAAAAAAAAUAAAAAAUGGUAGAGGAUAGAUAUGGGAAGAGUAGCCACACUUUGUGCUAAAUCAGGGGUGUCCAAACUAUGGUCCUGGGGCCAAAUGCGGCCCUCAGACCAUUUUUAUUGGUCUGUCAAACUGGACCAAGUGAUCAUACGUAAGUUUUUUCAGCAAUUUAAGUAUUUCUACCACCAUAACCUCAAUAAUAUCACAUUUUGUUGUGAAACAGACCUAAAAUUAAUGUUUCAAGCUUUAUUAAAAGGUAUGACGGUGGCGUUAAAAGCAUAUCAAAUGCAACCAUCUAAAAUCAAAUGAAGUAUUGACCACCGUUUUGUGGCCUUCUGCUUCGAAUAUGUUUCAAGAUCAGUAAAAAUGUUUGGACACCCAUGUGCUAAAGUAGUCACUGCAAAUAUGAAUUAAGUAUUGUGCUCAAAUACUGGCCAGUAGUCUAGUAACUUAUUCAUACCACCUUUGCUGAAAUGCCACAUGAGGUUGCCUGGUAUAAAGUGUGUUGUUGAUGACCAAGCAAAUUCCUCUGGCUUGUUGUGGAGAUUUUAUCGCUGAAGCGCAGGUGGUGCACGCUAGCUCUGCCCUCCAGCUGUGUAUGUGAGUCCAUUAUACCAUUCAAGCACAAUUAGUCAGCUAUUGUUUUCAUUAGAGAGUGAGCGAGAGUAGAGUUUUAGCAGUACUGCAAAGAAAGCAUCUACUAAAUGAGUUAAAAAUGACUUGGUAUUCACAAUUUGAAUGAAAGUGUUUUUAGUUGGCUGACCUAGAUGAAUUGACACGCUUUGAGAGUAGAGUGUUUAUGCAAAAUACAAUGACUGAAAAAAAAAUAUGGGUAAAGAAUCUAGGUCUAUGGGAAUAUGCAAGUCAUUUUAUCUUACGUUGUGAUGUUUUUUUGCGGUGUAGAAGGUUAACCGCGUGUAAAUAAUAUAGAAGGACACGACGAAUAGUGCAGAGAUAAGAAGGAACUUUGUUGUUGAAAAAUAACAAAGAUGGAGGAUGGUUUGGAAGGAAUUGUAAUGUAGAAUAGUGAGUUUAGUAAGUGAGAUGAGGGGAAGUGGAAAGUUUUGUUCAUGCCAAAGAAAUUAUCAGGAAGUUUGUGUGUUUUGGAGUUUUGAGUCUUGAAUUGGGAAUCAUUCAUAAGGACAUUAACCUAAUAAUAAAGACAAGCCCAAACGCAUUAUUUGCUACUGUUUGGAGUAUUUGUUGAGCUUUUGUUGUUACUUUUUGAGAUGUGCUACCAUAAUUGAAAAAGUCUACUAUGUGGUAAUAAAAAUGUCUAAAGUAGAACUAAGCAAAGUCUAAACCAAGUCCAUAGAACUAAACCAGGUUCAAAAAUCACCAGAACCGGCUCUUAACUAAGAACCAAACCACCAACUAUGACAGGCUACACCAGGUCUAAACUAAGCAGGGAUAAAACAUUCAAAUACUUCAUGUGACUUGUUUUAUGCGUCCACUGUUUGAGAACCCCUGAGAAUCCCUAUGGGCAAAGAAUGACAUCAUUUGAGCUUUAACUAUAGUACAUUGUUUUACUUUUUCUCUGUGCUUGAGAUGCCAGAGGCUGUUUGUUCAGCUUGUAGGGUCAUUCCAGUGUCCGUGUCUUGGCCCUCACAUUUUUGCGUUACAAAUUUCAUCAGGAGUUGAAAUAUGGAACAAGACUCACUGACAUCACCAAAAAUACCAAAUAACAUGGAAAACCAACAACCCCCGAGCGAAUACUGUUGAAUGUUUUAACCAAUGGGAAUCGUCCAUGUGUCAGGAAAGGUCCUGGGUUCCAAAAAAACCUAUUAUAACAUUGCAUUUUAUUGCCGAGUUUUUAUUUUGUAUUGCAUUUUAUUGUCAACUGGAUUUACAGUGAGAAAAUUAUACUAUGUUAGUAUUUUGUUCUAUUAUGCUUCUGUUUUUGAUUUUACAAAAUAUAAGAAACGUAUUGCUUUAUGUUAUGGCAGAAAAAUAACUUCCUUGCUUGAAGUCUCAGACAAAAUGAAUUAGUAAUUUUGUAUUAGUACACAUGUCUUGUCUUGGUGAGCAUUAAACCCAACCAGAAGUGGGUAGAGUAUGCUGUUAAUUAGUAUGUUACUUCGAAAUUACAUUAUUCACCUAUAUGUAAAAGUACAAAGGAAGGGGGAGUUUGAUUUAUGUUUUAGUUUGGACAAAAAUAAUUUGGCAAAUGGCAAAAUUACUUCAUUUUUGUACCUAAAAACAACUUAGGUCACAUUAUUUUAAUCUUAAAAGUACAAUUUGUGUAAUUGCACACCAACUCCUUGCUAUCCACUUCUGAGGUUGCUGAUUCACAUUACUCUAUCUGGGUCAGUGUAACAUUUCCAAAGCUAAACAUUGACUGAUUAAAAACAAUAUUUAAUUUCCCCAUUGACCUUCGUACCAAGACAUGAGCGCUCCAAAGACACUAAGGAAAGAAAAAAUCUGCCAAAACUGGAAUUACUGGUGCAUAUCUGUUAGCAUAACGCCUAAUCAUAGGAAAACUUGACUGGAUAUUGGUAUGACAGUAAUAAUAAUGAUAUUAAGUAGUAGUAUUAUGAUGUUAUUUAAGUGUUAUUUUGGGUAAGGCUCAUUAUUGGCUUUUGCCGCACGUUUUUUAAUGGGAUUCUGGACUGCCAAGGUAGAAUAAAUUCUCGUGCCUUCGGUAUCUUUUUUACUAUGAAAUUUACUAUUACAUUGUGUUUUUAUACGUGUAUUUAUUGGUGAUCAAGCCAUUUUUAAAUUGUUGCAUAAGAACUUUUGGCCAAUAUGUAAGAAAGUGGACGCUAAAUGCCAUUCUUGUUGUGAACAAAGUGGUAUCAUCUCAUUGUAAGGACAAGAGUAUUACGAAUUCAGUCAGAUUUUCUCAAAACAGUAAAAAAAAAUGUCUUAAUUCAAACAUUUGGGGAUACUUCUACUCAACAAAAUGCCUCUGUACUGUAUCAACUCAAAUAAACGGAUGGAAAAUGUUAA
Periophthalmus magnuspinnatus is the source of this 7401-nucleotide messenger RNA. It is a transcript of the gene nuak1b, whose product is annotated as NUAK family, SNF1-like kinase, 1b. The transcript is spliced from 7 exons. The record is from RefSeq and is a predicted model, not a curated record. Gene Ontology annotation, molecular function: tau-protein kinase activity; ATP binding; protein serine/threonine kinase activity. Bases 831 to 2849 code for a protein of 672 amino acids. Gene Ontology annotation, biological process: protein phosphorylation; intracellular signal transduction; microtubule cytoskeleton organization. NCBI's taxonomy places the organism in Eukaryota, Metazoa, Chordata, Actinopteri, Gobiiformes, Gobiidae. Gene Ontology annotation, cellular component: cytoplasm.